Molecule: messenger RNA, 3660 nt
Organism: Enhydra lutris kenyoni (northern sea otter)
Lineage: Eukaryota; Metazoa; Chordata; Mammalia; Carnivora; Mustelidae
Gene: NSUN5
Product: NOP2/Sun RNA methyltransferase family member 5
Exons: 10
Coding region: 32-1426 (464 amino acids)
Biological process (GO): rRNA base methylation
Cellular component (GO): nucleolus
Molecular function (GO): methyltransferase activity
Source: RefSeq, a predicted model, not a curated record
ACGCAGCCGCAAAGGCGCGUGGGAGCGCAGCAUGGCGCUGUACGCGACGGCGGCGACGGUGCUGGCAGCCGUGGAGGGCCGACGGGGCUCCAUCAAGGGGCUGGUGUACGCCAGCCGCUUCCAGAACGUCAAGCAGCUGUACGCGCUGGUGUGCGAGACGCAGCGCUACUCCGCCGUGCUGGACGCCGUGAUCGCCGGCGCCGGCCUCCUCCGCGCGGAGAAGAAGCUGCGGCCGCACCUGGCCAAGGUGCUCGUGUACGAGCUGCUGCUGGGGAAGGGCUUUAGGGGGGGCGGGGGCCGCUGGAGACCUCUGCUGGAGCGGCACCAGGCCAGGCUGAAAGCCGAGUUGGCGCGGCUCAAGGUUCAGCGCCGGGUGAGCCGCAACGAGGACCUGUUGCAAGUGGGAGCCAGGCCUGGCACGGCCUCGCAGGUGCCUCGGUUCGUGCGUGUGAACACCCUCAAGACCAGCCCUGAUGAUGCAGUUGAUUAUUUCAAGAGACAAGGUUUCUCCUACCAGGGUCGGGCUUCCAGCCUCGGGGAGCUGCGGGCCCUCAAAGGGAAGUGCUUUCUCCUGGACCCCUUGUUGCCAGAGCUGCUGGUGUUCCCGGCCCAGACGGAUCUGCACGACCACCCCCUGUACCGGGCGGGUCACCUCAUCCUGCAGGACAAGGCCAGCUGCCUCCCGGCCAUGCUGCUGGCCCCUCCCCCGGGCUCACACGUCCUCGACGCCUGCGCCGCCCCAGGCAACAAGACCAGUCACUUGGCCGCUCUGCUCAGGAACCAGGGGAAGAUCUUUGCCUUUGACCGGGACGCUGGGCGGCUGGCGUCCAUGGCUACCCUGCUGGCCCGGGCUGGAGUCUCGUGCUGCGAGCUGGCGGAGGAGGACUUCCUGGCGGUCUCACCCUCCGACCAGCGCUACCGUCAGGUCCAGUACAUCUUGCUGGACCCUUCUUGUAGCGGCUCAGGAAUGCCAGGCAGAUCGCUGGAGGAGCCCGGGGCAGGCACCCCGAGCAAGGCGCGCCUGCAGGCCCUGGCUGGCUUCCAGCAGCGAGCACUGCGCCACGCGCUCACCUUCCCCUCCCUGCGGCGCCUGGUCUACUCCACGUGCUCCCUGUGCCAGGAGGAGAACGAGGAUGUGGUGUGGGACGCCCUCCAGCAGAACCCAGGAGCCUUCAGGCUAGCUCCCGUCCUACCCUCCUGGCCCCACCGAGGCCUCGGCACUUUUCCAGGGGCUGAACACUGCCUCCGGGCCUCCCCCGAGACCACGCUCACUGGUGGCUUCUUUGUCGCUGUUCUGGAACGGGUCGAGGUGUCGAGCUCGGUCCCCAAGGCUGAAGCAGCAGCACCCGAACUCACGGCCGGCACAGCCCGGCGGAGGAAGAGGAGACGGCGCCAGGCCUCCGCGCCUGCUCCGGGGAGCAGUUAGAGCCCGGGCCUCCGCGCGGCUCAGCCCGCAGCUGUGCGGGACGGCUCCGUCCUUCCUACUGCCUGGUCUCCGCUCUAGGAAGGAAGGUGGUAACCCUGGCUCUCCAGCGCGGGAGACAGCGGAUGUCCUUGUCCUGGGCCCCCGGGCCGCGUUCCCGCCGGGGAGGGAGUGCCGUCCCGCGCGGAAAUAACAGGCAGGACAUGGUCCAUGAUAGGUCACGGUUUUUUUUAAUUCUUAAGGACAGAAGCAAAGAGAAAAAUCUCACAUUCGUACGAAAAAUUCCAACUAGACUCACAGGAAUUAAGUCUUUAUUUGUCAUGAAAAGUCCCAGCCUCCCGCCCCUGUCCAGUGCACGUCCACGUACACACGCACACACACACGCACACACUCAGGCUGCGCCGGGACACCCCCGGGGGCUCCCGAACCAGCAGUCCUGCCUGUGGAAUGGAGGUAAACCAGCUCAGGGCACCACGACUCGGAGGACCGACCUUCCAUCCGGCACCUGGAAGCUCGGGGUCCAGACCUGUGCCCCAGCCCCCAAGCCGGACAGCGACCGGGGACUCGAGGUGCAGGCCUCUCCCUCAGCUGCACGCACAGGGACACACGGCCUGCCCUCCCCGGGGGUGGGAGGGACAGUCGCCUGCCACGGCACUCAACCUCAGUCACGGGGCGAGGGGGGACUCCUUACAUCUACGUCACAUUAUUUAUAAAAUAAGAAUUACAUUUUCUAUCGUGUGUCCUGAAGGAGCGCUGGCCCCUCCGGAGAGCUGCCUGGGACAGCGCUGCAGCCUCUCGCGCAGGCGUAACAACUCUACAGCUAACUCCUAGUCGGUAGCGUUUAUACGUAACCACCUCAGUGAACCAAGCUUGAAGGAAUUUAAAAGGCAAUUUAGCUUAAAUACAAAAAUAAAUUUUUAUUUUGUUAAAAAAAUGUUUAAAUAUUUUUUUCCUUUAAUUUAGACACACGCAUUCAUACUUCUCCCAAAGAGGAUGGGCAUGGCAGCGAGGCUCUUGGGCCCAGGGGAUGUAAUCUGGGGACGAAGGAAGCAGAGGUGAAGGGGAGGGGGAACCUGAAUUUGAAGUGUGGUUCCAUAGUUUUGGUUUCUACCACGUCCCGGGGUGGGUCUAGCCCACGGCAGGGUGGGAGGGGGGGUCAGGUCGGCGGGAGGGAAACCGCAGGGAGAGGAGGUCUCUGCUUCCCCUCAGCCCCAUCCUCUUGGGCUACCAGCCCUUAAAGUCGAAAACACCAUCGGGGAAUCCAGGCGUGGGCGCGUGUAGCGUGAAGUGGCGCUACUCUGCACGCUCGAUGAGCGACGCCCCAGAAACGCGACACAGCGAAGUCCGGCACUACCAACAUGCCGCCACUCACACGGUUCGAUUCUUCCUCCAAACUCGAUUCAAAGAGUAACCGACGCGAGCAUCAGACGAACAGGAGACGAGGCUUUAAACAUACGGCCCGGGGGAGGGGAGGGGGGGAGGGGAGGCGGGUGCGGGCAGGCGGGCAAGGAGGGCCGUCCUGCCGGCUCCCCCCGCUUCCCGGGCGCGAGGGGUCUGCCCUUGCAGCUGCCAGGCUAACAGUCUCGAGCCACCAAGCUUUCAGGGGCCAAACUGGCAGAGGGCGGGGGACCACACGCGGACGUGGACUCGGCAGGACGCGGAAGAGCGGGAGCAGCGCCCGCCGGGCUCUCCAAGGCAAAGCCAAACUCGGGGUCGGGGUCACCUAACAGGGAACCGGGGAGGGACAGAGCAGCGAGAAGUGGGGAAGCACGGUCCCCUAACGGGACCCGGGGACAACCACUGUUUACAGGCAAGCCAAGCACGGAAAAGCUGUGGGGCUGACCCGGCUCCCCGACCCUGGUCCCCCACUGCCCAGCAGCGACGCGGGCAAGCGCUGUGCCCGGGACACCCCCGCCCCGAGCUGGCCCUCCGGGGAGCGGGAGGGAGGCCGCCUGAUGACGCGCGUCCGCCGUAGGAGAGUCAGGAGAGGAGGGGACGUAUGUACAGAUGCCCUCGCCCGCUCUCCAGCCGCCCCGGAGCUGCCCUGUGCCCCCGCCCUCAGAGGCCCGAGGCUUCCCCCUCGAGGAGUGGGCGCGGCCACCAGGGCUGCCGCUGCCUCCCCAGGGCGGAGGCCGAAGGUGGGGGCGGAGGUUGCUCUACGGCACUACAAGGGUCAGAGGCUCCUCCCAGCAGGGGCUGAGGUCCACAUUCUUUCGGGCGGGGAGGGGGACGGAACG